CUUUGUUAAUAAUUGAACCAAUAAUAAGGUGCACUAGAACUGUAAAAUUUUCUCCAAAGAGCACCCAUUACAACUUAUGAAAGCUUCUUGAUCAUUUCUCACAACUUAACCCCGCCAAGGUGUCAGGAAAACAACAUGUGAGAAAAACUACAAUGAUUUAGUAUUGUGAAGCAUUUGGUUUUACACGGAAUUGUCGUUUACUAACACAUAUAAUACUACUUCUGUAUAUGAAAAUAACAUAAGUAUUUCCAAAUGUCACAGAAUAUAAACGACAAAGCGAAGCAAUUCAGGUGCAGAAUAUGUUCUGUUGAUUUUAUCGAUAGCCAGCAUUUACUUAGCCACAUGAAUAUACACACGGGAGAGCAAUCGUUCAAGUGUGAUACAUGCGGUGCUGCUUUUUCUUACAAAUGCAUCUUACAAUACCACAUGCGAAAACACACAGGUGAGAAACCAUACAAGUGUGAGACCUGCUCUGUGGCUUUUGCACAUGGAACUGAUUUGCGUAAACACAUGAGAAUACACACAGGGGAGAAGCCAUACAAGUGUGUUUUAUGUAAUGUUGCUUUUACUCAGGCGUCUAAUUUAAAAGGUCACAUGAGAAUACACACUGGAGAGAAGCCACACAAGUGUGAGACAUGCGGCGCAGCUUUUGCACAGAAAAGUCAUUUACUGCGACACAUGGUAAUACACACUGGAGAGAAGCCAUACAAGUGUGAGCUAUGCGGCGUAGCUUUUACAUGUAAGACUAAUGUAGCGGGACAUAUGAGAAAACACACAGGAGAAAAGCCAUACAAAUGUGAGACAUGUGACUCUGCUUUUACCCAUACGUUUCUUUUAAAGGCACACAUGAGAAUACACACAGGAGAGAAGCCAUAUGAGUGUGAGAAAUGUGGUAAAGCUUUUAGCAUGAAAAAUUCGUUAAUGAAACACACACGAGUACACACUGGAGAAAGACCGUUUAAAUGUGAAAUUUGUCAUAAAGAUUUUUCUCAAAGUGCUCAUUUAAAGGCACACAUGAGAAUACACACAGGCGAGAAACCAUACGAGUGUGAGAAAUGUGGUAAAGCUUUUAGCAUGAAAAAUUUGUUAAUAAAACACAUGCGAGUACACACUGGAGAAAGACCGUUUAAAUGUGGAAUUUGUCAUAAAGAUUUUUCUCAAAGUACUGAUUUACGGGUUCACAUGAGGCGUCACACAGGAGAGAAACCAUAUAAGUGUGAGACCUGUUCUGUGGCUUUUGCACAUGGAACUGAUUUGCGUAAACACAUGAGAAUACACACAGGGGAGAGGCCAUACAAGUGUGAGGCAUGUGGCGAAGCCUUUAUAAGGAAAGAUGUGUUAAAGAGACACAUGAGUCAACAUAUGGAAAAAGAGUCUGAAGGAAGUUUCAGUUUAACUGUUUGCGAUUAAUACAUGUAUGAACAGUUUAUGACAUUUAUUAUAGAAAAUAGGAAACAAAAAUUGCAGUGUUUAUCUUUUAAAUUGUUGAAAUUGAGUUAUAAGUUAUUUUACUUACUUAUAUGAUUAAAGAGAAAACAGCAACAGGCAUAUACUCAUUGGAAAAGUUAAUUGGAAUACAAGCCUAAAGAAUCAGUAUUUAAUAGCGUUACUAACUCAUUUCGGUGAAAAGGGCAAAUUGGCCGAAGUAUUUUGCAAUAUUCCCAUCAUAUGCACUAAGUUCAUGAACAUAAAUGUAUGUUGCAUACCAAAACUAUUUAAGUAAAUAAUAACGUUUAAAAAUGUUCUUUUCUAUGUGUAUCACAAACAAAGUUCUCCAUAUGAAUUCGUAUAUCAUGUUAUGUGUCGCAAUUAUUUAGUAUUAUAUUGUUACAUAAAUGUUUUUUGUAGGUUUUAGAAUACAAACAUAUCUAUAGAAGUAACACUUAUUAAGAUUACAAUUCGGUUAUACACACUGUAUAUGUAUGAAAUGAAUAAUACCUGUAGAGGUAUUUUAAUGAUUGUUACUGCUGUCAUUGUUAUGAUAAUGUUAUUUGUCAAUGCUGUCAUUAUAUGAAUAUGUUCUUGUAAGAGCACGGAAAUAAAAAAAUUCAGAAACAUGUAUAUACUAUAGAAUUAUUCAGCGCUAUGAAAACCGUAUGAGGUAUGCCUAGAAAUGUUGACAGUGAUAUUAUUUUUAAA
Molecule: messenger RNA, 2139 nt
Organism: Mya arenaria
Lineage: Eukaryota; Metazoa; Mollusca; Bivalvia; Myida; Myidae
Product: zinc finger protein 239-like
Exons: 2
Coding region: 253-1410 (385 amino acids)
Source: RefSeq, a predicted model, not a curated record